AUGGGGGGGGAGGAAUACAGUGCAGAACAAAUCCAGUGGUUUCUAAUAGCACUGGAAGACUCUCAUGGAUGUCUGGAUCUCAUCUCAACAUGGCCGUAUGGAAUCCUUUGUAUCCUGGAUGACCAGACCUGCCUGCCUCAAGCUACAGACCACACAUCCUUGCAGAAGUGUCACUAGCACCAUGGCAACAGCCCCUACUACACAAAGCCCAAAAUUCCUCUCCCAGUGUUCACAAUAUAUCACUAUGCCGGGGCUGUCAUGUCCCAGAUGCACAACUUUCUAAUUAUAAAUCACAACCAGUUUCAGCCAGAUGUAUUUGAGCUUUUUGCUCGCAGCAGGUUACAGAUAGUAUCAGGUCUCUUCCGAAAGGUUCGGGAGAAUUAUAUUCAGCAGAAAGAGCUUAGAAGAGUCCAUCGAAACAAGAUUUCAACAGUAGCUGCUCACUUUUAACAGUCACUUAUAGAUCUCCUCACCCAUUUGGAGAGAACCACAUAGCUAAGACAUGGAGGGAUACUGGAGACCAUUCACACGAAAGAGGGAUUUCCUGUUCACAUCCCCUUCAGUAUGUUUAUGGAGAGGUAUGGCGUGUUACUAGCCCAGAGACCUUUACACCUGUCCUGUAAAGAACAGGUAGUGGCUUUAUCGGACUCUACUGGAGCAGACAAAGGCCAGCAGCAUCUAGGACUCACAAAGGUGGUUUUAAAAGAGACUCUCCUCCAGAGGAUAGAGUAAAAAUGGAGCAGUACCCAAACAUGGGCAGCAGUCACCAUCCAAAGGAAUAUUCGUGGCAUCAUUUGUCGCAACUUCCGUUUCUUUAAACAGAAGGCUAUCGUCAUCCUGACCCAUAUCAGGGGCCAACAGGCUAGGAAGUACUGUAAUAGACUGAAGCAGUCCUUCACUCAAUUCUGGGCAACUAUAAUGAUCACCCAUGACAUCGUCAAGAGACUUCAUCGGAGGGAACAUACUGACAAAACCAGAGUGAAGCACGUUGCAAAACCUACAUCUACCUCUUCAGAGAUGGAUGUGGGUAUAUUGGAGAUCCCGGCAGAACUGUCAGCCAGAUUACGCAGUGCAACAGGGCAACCUCAAGGAUCAGGGGUAACAGAAGUAGCUCUGCCACAAGUCAAAGCAGAACACAACCUGUCACUCCCCCAAAAUAUUGACAGCCAUCCUUUCUCUCAAUAUGCUAACACAGUAUUAAAGGAUGGAUGGUGCCAACCGCAUGGAUACCCGCUACAGAAGCCCCUGACUUCUCUUGACCCUGAGGAUGCCCGUACUGCUCUAGAAAUCUACAAAUUGAUCAUGCGUUUCACUGGAGAAUCAGAUCUGACAGGAUGGCAAGAGCAGAUGUUGGGCAACUACAUUGUGGAGAAGAGCCAGACUCGGCCCAACAUCAAAGAUGAGAUUCUAGCCCAGUUGGUCUACCACACUUGGGACGGGGAGAGAAAGGAGAGUGCCCUGCGAGGCUGGUUGCUUCUGGCCUGCUGUCUGAGUGCCUUCACACCCUCUCCUGCCCUGGAGAAACCUCUGCUCAAGCAUGUUUCAGAUCGAGGUCCAGGGGAGUACCGCUCUCUGUGCCAGCACAAGCUGCUCACAUCCCUCCAGCUUCCAUCACCUGCCUGUAGGCAGCACCCUCCAACUCAGCUCGAGUGGACAGCCAAUCAGAGAAUAGGAAAGAUGGUGGUGGAGGUUAACACAUUCAAUGAGGAGAGGUUAACUGUGGAGGUGGAGUCCUGGUCAACAGGGGAGCAACUGGGCUCCUGGAUACUUAGAUACAGGGGUCUGACUGAAGCUACACGAGGCUGGUCUUUGUCUCUGCUGGCUUGGGAAGGCUGGACCGAUUUGGCUGGGUGUGACUUUGUCAUGGAUCUCUUGGCUGAAGUGGAAUCUGAUGUACCCCUGGGUCACCCACCUGCACAACCUGAUUACCUCUUCAGUGGCAUGAGGGACAGGAUGAUAUCCACAGACCUUGAUGACUUUAUACCACCUGCUCCCUCUAUGUAUGCCCCAGGGCUCCCCUCCUUUGAGGCAUCUCAAUGGGACACCUACAAACCCAUUUCUACAUCCCAGGGAUCUCGAGGACAACAGAUGGAUGCUUACGUUGAUGACCUCUUUGACCCUGUUUUUGAUCAGGGUACUCCGGACUUUGAACAAAUGGCCAUGCUGAAUCGUAGAAUGAGAGGAGGAGGAGGGAUGAUGCCCAGCAUGUACACUGGAGCAGGUAAAGUUUUAUGUCUUCCUCCACUUGCAUUAGGAAUGCCAUUCAAUCCUGUCAUGGCUGGCUAUGGUGCCACACCGAUGAUGCCAAAUAUGAUGCCCAAUGCUGCAGCCAUGAGCAUGAUGCAACCCAUGCCACGUAAGCAUGCCUGCUGCCCAUCUGUCAACACAGACCAAACAGCUGCUCAGCAGCAGGCUUUUAUCAAUCAACAGGCUUUGCUCCUGUCUCAGCAGAUGACCAUGCAGGUGAAGACACUGUCCCAGCAACAGCAGCAGGAGGAGUUGCACAAACGUCAGAAAGAGUCUCAUAGUCAAUCACCACGGGAAUGGCGCCGCUCUCCUCCACGUGCACGUGCACGCUCACCCUCACCCAAACCUAAAUCCAAACCCAGCCACCCCCAGCCAGAGAGAACCAGACCUCAGAGCCCCAAAAAAGCCCUCGAGCCCCCUCCAAAGGCCCCAGCCCUGAGGUACAGCCUGAGAAAGAGGUGGAUCUUAAGGCCCCAGAAGUGCAAGGAUCCUUUCAAGAAAAGAGACAUUUUUUUCAAAAUAUUGGUUAGUGAACACUGGACAUCAGAGGCACGCCCAAAGCCUGCACCAAAAGUUGCUAAGCCACUGAUCUACGCCUCUCCACCAGUGUUUGAACCCAAAUCACCUCCUCAAGUCAAGACUGAAGUGAAAGCCCUCCCAGAACCUCCUAAAAUGACAGAACCUGAACCAGAAUAUCCAGAACCCACCUCUCCUAAACCAGAACCUACUAGUAACAUUAGAGAGAUUAUCAAGCGGUAUCAGAGCCGGCCUGCUCCAGAACCUAAAUCCUUCAGACCUGUCAAAGUUCCGGCCAAGAACUUUGUAAAGAAGAAUGAUCCAAAAGAAGAGGCACUGGCCAUUCUCAAAGCUCAGGGACCUGUCUCUCAGCAGAAGAAACAAUGGGAAGAGACACCACCUCCACCCCCUCUACCCCCUGAAUCUUCCACCCAUGUCCCUCGCACCAUCUCCAACAAUAUGAAACAGAAACAGCUCUCAUUAGCCGAUCUCUUUGGCUCGCAGCGAUCGCAGGCUCCGCCUUCGCCUCCACGUCCAGACCCCAUCCCCUCUCCUCCUCCCAGCAUUCCUGACCCGCCACCAAUGCCUACACCAGGAAUUGGUAAACUGGCUGAGGAGGAGAAUGUUCGCUCCCAGAUACAUCGAUUCUCGACCGGUGUGCAUUUUUCCUACUCCAGUAUGCCUGGCAAACUCUUCCUACGGAAGGAGCUCUUCUAUCCCAGAGAGAAAUUCAACAACCCAUACGUCCUCAAUUUACUCUGUGAGCAGAUCAUGAGAGACACUUACUCUGAUUCUUGUCUGAGGAUUUCAUGUGAAGAACGACAAAAAAUGAAAGAUCUGUUGGCAAGUUUUCACAUUGGAGCUAGCAUCAGCGCUCUAGAGGAUGAUGCCAUGAAGAAAAGAGUCGUCAUGGCAGCAAGGGACAACUGGUCCAAUUACUUUGCACGUCUCUUUAAUGUGAAGGUGGUAAAUGGAGGAGAUGCUCAGAUUCUGAGUGUGUCUCAUAGAGGACUCAGACUGCUGAAGGUGGCCAGAGCAUCAAGCAUAAACCCCAAACAUCUAAAACUGCUGCACAGCUACAGCUAUGCACAGGUGUUGUCAGUGCAGACACAAGGUGCUGGAAAGGUGGUGAUCUCUUUGAGUAAUGAGGAGUUAGAACUUUACUCCUCACAGUCCCCACAGAUUGCUGCUGUCAUUAAUCUCUUCCUCAUGGAACUGAUCAAGGACUCAGAGUAUGUGAUUGCUAUAAAGAGCUAUGUAACAGAUGACAGGAGCUUGCUGAGCUUCCAAAGAGGUGAUGUCAUCAAACUCCUGCAGAUGGAUGGACUUAAGGAUGGAUGGAUGUUUGGUUCCACUGGAGGCCGCUCCGGACUCUUUUCAGUGGAUGUCACUCAGCCCUGUGCACCACCAGACUACCACAGCAGCAACCUGGAGCGCCAGCUUGAAAAGAGAAAGAGUAUGAGACUCUCUAGUUCCUCCCUCAAUAUCCCUGCUGUCCGUUCAGUGCCAGCCAACAAGGAGAAAAGUGUGGAUGGGAGGUCCAUCCAGCGAUCUGAAUCAGACCGUCGGCAGUAUACCAUGACUGAAUUUGCCAAGAAAUUCUUCACAGAGGCCAUCACCAGACCAAAUAUGAAAGACCAUCCUAAUGGUGGGAAUGAGAUGGUGGAAUACACUACGAAUCCCAUUCAAGAAUCCCUUAUCCUUUUCUCAGACAAAGAGCUUAAUCACCUGGGUGCUCAGAAUUUUAUGGUUUUGAUGCAGUUUAUGUUAGAUCAGCCUCUGAAGAGAAAUCAGACAGAGGGAGACUGUGUUAAAUUAAUUCUACAUCUUGGAAAAGAGAAGGAGUCCCUCAGAGAUGAGAUCUACUGCCAAGUCGUCAAGCAGACCACCAAAAACCCAGUCAAGGAGAGCUGUACCCGUGGUUGGCGUUUGCUGAAUCUGGUGACUGGAUUCUUCACCUGUUCUAACACUCUCCUUCCAUAUUUCACCUGCCACCUGGAUACCAUCAUCCAGGACAUCAACCACCCUUUCCAGGAGCUGGCAAAUUUGUGUGAAAAGAAUCUCAGAAAAUCACUUAAUUUUGGAGGACGCAGACAUAUCCCCUCCCAUUCAGAGUUGGAUGCAAUCUUGACUGGGAGAAUCUCUCUUCGACUGCCCAUCAUAUUGCCGGGUGGAAAUGAAUUUACCUGCAAGAUUCGCAGCUUUAGUGUUGCAUUUGAGGUGGUUACAGAUAUUUGUACAGAGAUGGGUGUCAAGAAUCCAGAAGAGGUGAAGGAAUUUUCUAUCCAUGCCACUAAAAAAGGAGAAAAUAUAGUGCGGCUCAUUCACACUAAUGAGUAUCUGUUCGACUUCUUGUUGGAUGACGGCUCGAUCUCCCUCACCAUUCGUCGGGUUAUCUGGAAACAACCCCUGCACUUCAAAAAUGAUCUUUAUGUGGAUUUCCACUACCAGCUUCUCCUGGCUAAUUAUCUGGAAGGUAAGCUGUUGCUGCCUUCCAACAGUUCCACAAUCUACCAGCAAGUGGCAGAGUUAACCGUUCUUCAGCACAUCGCCCUCGGACUGACCCAACCACCCUCAAACCCUGAGGUGAAACAGUACCUUCCCAGGGUGGAUCAGAUCAGUGCCAAUGAUGAGAGAUUUCUUGCAACCGUACGGGCACAAUUUUCUGCCAUCGGCCCCCUGAAACAUCUUGAUGCCAAAGCUCGCUUUCUAAAAAGUGUUAGUUCGCUGCCACUCUUUGGAUCGAAUAUAUUCUCUGCUCAGAAAGUAAGCCAUCGCAGCUGCCCCUCUCCCUCCCUGAUUGCUGUCAACCAUGAAGAUAUUUUGGUCCUUGAUCCCAAAACACAGAACACAUGUUUGAAAAUAGCUAUGGAGGAUCUGCAGUCCUUGCGCUCAAUCCGUCCCAAAAAAGACAAACUGCCAUCAGUUGAGGUGAACUUUGGCAGCCCAAACAAUCUCAGGAUUGUCAGCUUCAGUAUGAAGCAGGCGAAGGAGCUAUGCCAUACCGUUGCUGUGAUUAUGGAGGAGGUGGUAAAACCCACUGCCUACAGUUACGUAUCCAGUCGGACCGGAACCCUAACUUAAACAACCUACAUAUGCAAACUCACAUUAUCAUCACAUUAUUCAAUCACCUAUGUGCUCUAAAAAUGUCUCCUGCCAUACAACAUGACAAACUUUGUAUUUACCUAAAGAUGUAGAAAAGUUUACAUAAGAUCAAGUCGAAUAAUUUUUAAAAAUUAUAAUUGAUGAGAGCUAAUAUUUUUUUAUAUGUUUUAAAUCAAUGAAAUAUGUUUGAUUUAGCUACUAUCAUUAUGAAUU
Messenger RNA from Xyrauchen texanus (razorback sucker), 6081 nucleotides. RefSeq names its product unconventional myosin-XVB-like. The record is from RefSeq and is a predicted model, not a curated record. Lineage: Eukaryota; Metazoa; Chordata; Actinopteri; Cypriniformes; Catostomidae. Gene Ontology annotation, molecular function: protein binding; ATP binding; cytoskeletal motor activity. Gene Ontology annotation, cellular component: cytoskeleton; myosin complex.